Messenger RNA from Podospora anserina S mat+, 1491 nucleotides. RefSeq lists its product as uncharacterized. The transcript has 4 exons. The record is from RefSeq and is a predicted model, not a curated record. NCBI's taxonomy places the organism in Eukaryota, Fungi, Ascomycota, Sordariomycetes, Sordariales, Podosporaceae. Bases 1 to 1491 code for a protein of 496 amino acids.
AUGACUUUUGCUACCCAAGCGGGGAGCAUUGGCUCCUCGUCUCUGUUGCGUUAUGUCCCUCGAAUCUCUCCUUCGAUCGCCAGGAUCACAAUAGCCGCCGCACUUCUCCCAAUGGCGCUAUCGCAUGGAAAUCACGGCGGGGACAACAUCCCGGAAGGGUCAACCAUAUCGCUGGAUCCAAUCGACACAACACUAUGGAUACACAUAUUUUUACAGACGUUUACCUUUGGGAUACUGUUUCCCUUGGGGAUGGUGCUUGGGAUCGUCAAAAGCCGUUGGCACGUCCCACUACAAGUUGGCAGCACCGUACUGGCAUUGCUAGGCUACGUCCUCGGCCAUCUCCACAAGGGCCGCGAAUUUAACCCGGAAAACGCCCACGCAAAGGCCGCGACACCGUUGUUCUUUCUUCUGGUUGCUCAGAUUGUCUUGGGCGUCUACUUGAAGCUACAUCUCGAGCGGGGCAUCCACGGCCGUAUCCGUCCCUUCAUUCGCAUUCUUCACAGCGUCAACGGAAAAGCAUUCCCGCUGCUAUCAUGGGUUCAGAUGCUGUUUGGAGGUAUCACUCUACUGGGCUUUUGCCAGGGUGAUCACCUGGGACAAUGUGCCGCUCACUUCAUCAUGGGCAGUGCCUUCAUCGCAUAUGGCGUCCUCCUUACCAUCGUGCUGCUCGUUGGUCAGGUUUGGCUCCGUCGGACUGGCCGCAGCCAAGAGUUCUUCGACAGCGCCGUUAUUGCUGCAUGGGGUUGUGUCAACACCUUUACUGAGCACAGAUGGGGAACCGAAUGGGUCAGGAAUGACUGGCAGCACACGACCAUGGGCAUCAUUUGGUGGAGCGCCGGCCUUGCUGGAGUUUGGCUGAGCAAGGGCCGAGACGGCACCCCCAAGCGCAACUUCGUCCCUGGCUUUGUCAUCUUCAUUACAGGAUGGGCCAUGUCGGCGCAUCCUCAGGAGCUGAUGACGAGUGCGAUGACACACGCGGCAUUUGGGUAUACAUUGAUGGCCGUUGGUGUCACUCGCAUCAUCGAAAUCUCUUUUGUGCUCAGGGACAAGGCAGGCGUAUCAGAGGACGGGACACAGAUCAACAGCUUCCAAUACGUUCCUGUUUUUCUUCUCUACGCCUCAGGCUUCCUGUUUAUGGGCGCUACCGAAGAACAAAUGGCAUUCAUUGCCGGUUCCGGAAUGGACGCCGUGGCGUACAUUUUGAUCAUGUACAGCUUGGCCUUCCUGGUGUUUUUGGUCGUCAUGAUGUUCACCAACGUCUACGACCGUGCCGCCAACCCCCCGUCCAUGAUUUCCCUCAACGGCCACGCUCGCAGUAGUGACGAGGCUCAGGUGCAGGAUGCCAGCGAGUUUGAGCUUGAUGGUCUCAUGACAGACGACGAAGAUGACGACAAAGCAGCAAGCAGGAAGCUACUAAAGAACGAAGGCAGCCAACAGAAUGGGUUCGCAAGCCCAAGUGCCAUUGCGCGCAACGAUGAGCGGUUGGCAUAG